This is a messenger RNA of Cyprinodon variegatus (sheepshead minnow), 878 nucleotides long. Its product is annotated as calpain small subunit 1-like. The record is from RefSeq and is a predicted model, not a curated record. Lineage: Eukaryota; Metazoa; Chordata; Actinopteri; Cyprinodontiformes; Cyprinodontidae. Gene Ontology annotation, molecular function: calcium ion binding. The transcript has 11 exons. Bases 140 to 790 code for a protein of 216 amino acids.
GGGUUAAUGGACUGGGAGGAACUGUCUGCUUUUUGUGGACUCUGACUCUGGGCUCGCCUUCAUUCUGACUCUCCUGUGCUGAUCCAGCUCCGUGUCUCUCUGGUUUCUACCUGAACCGAACCUCACUCCUAUCGUCACCAUGUUUCUGGCUAAGAGUUUGAUUGGUGGGAUUCUGAAUGUUGUCAGCAACAUCGACCCUUCUCAGUUCAUGCCAUCAGACCCUCCUCCUCCUCGCAGACCUCUGAACUUCGCUGAGGCUCAUGAGACCGAAGAAGAGAAGCAGUUUCGGAAUGUUUUCAAGCAGCUGGCCGGAGAUGACAUGGAGGUGAGCCCCAAUGAGCUGAUGAACAUCCUCAACAGAGUCGUUUCCAGAAACUCAGCCCUGAAGACUGAUGGCUUCAGCAUUGAGUGUUGCAGGAGCAUGGUUGCUGUCAUGGAUAGCGACAGCACAGGAAAACUGGGCUUCCAUGAGUUUAAAUACCUCUGGAACAACAUCAAGAAGUGGCAGAGCAUCUAUCUGUCCCAUGACACUGAUCGCUCAGGUACGAUCUGCUCCAGGGAGCUGCCAAAUGCCUUCAAGGAGGCAGGUUUCCCUCUGAACGAUCAGCUCUUCAAACUGAUCAUCCGCCGCUACUGUGACCAGAAUGGGGACAUGGACUUUGAUAAUUUCAUUGGCUGUGUGGUGCGGCUUGACGCGAUGUGCCGAGCUUUUAAGACUCUGGAUAAGGACAACAACGGCACCAUCAACCUGGACAUCAAGGAGUGGCUUCAGCUGACGAUGUACUCAUAAGGCAGCGAGGGGAAAACUUCGGCUUUUACCUGGUUUUUCUCUCUGUUUUUGUUAACGGGACCAAAAGAUCAGAGAGAGUUCCCACUGG